AAAAGUAAGUUGGGUGAAGUAGUCAAUCGAACCUGGAAAGUGCAACUGGGGGUCAAAUGUGCAGCACAGUAAGUCAAAGGUCAUCAGGAAGAAGGAAUGCAGUCUAGCGCCGAAGAUGGACCGCGAGCGAUAUCGCGUGGAGGGGGAGGGGCUAACUGCGCUAAGCGAAGUGGGGUGAAUGUCGUGGGCUCGUCUGCCUUUGGAUUAAAAACAGGAGCGCCCCCCCGUUCCCCUCCACUGGUUAUCCCUUGAUCCCCCUGACCCCCGCGCUGACCCCUCCUUCGCCGGUGUGUGCGCGCGCGUGUACUUGAGGCCGGCACAGGAGCGGACUUUGAAUCCCGCUCCCGAGCCAAAUUUGGACAAAUCCCGCUCCGUUUUGAUUCCGUUCGUAAUAUUUGGAAGCCUCGAGUUUGGACUCGCGGCUGCUGUCACCUUCACCUGUGAGGGCGGGGUCAGUGACCUCAUCGGGGGAGGUGUGGCACACCGACAGACGUGUGACGCGUGUGGCCCUCAUCCCUCCGUCCGUCCUCUGUCUGUCCAUUAGUCCCUCCUUUCUUUUUCCUAUUUCACUUUUCUCUCAUGCCGUUCUCUUUCUUUCUUCCUUUUUUCCCCUCACCUUUCCUUCCUUCUCUCCUUUUUCCUUCCUCACACUCUCACUUCCUUCCGUCCCUCCUUCUCUCUUUCCUACUGUCUGUUCUUGUCAGUCUCCUCUCUUUCCCUUUUUUCAUUCUCUCCAUCCUCCUUCGUUUUUCUUCUUUUCUUCCCUCUCUUCCUGCUUUGCGUUUGUCCUCCCUCGCGUUUGAUAUUUGUGAAAUGAACGAAUGAGUUGUGUUGCCGACAGAUUCCAUGUCCGUUACAAAUCCUCAUUGAUUAGCGUGUGUGCGCAUCUGUGCAUGUGUGCGCGUGAAGAUUUAAGCCUCUUAAAUCCCACGUGCACGCCGAUCCAGUAAUUAGCCUAAGUGGCUCCUUUCCGAAUGCCCUUUGUUUUUUUUGUCCUCUUCCUGGUUCCUUCCUUCCCUCCCUCCUAAUUCCCGCAUUGAUCCCGAAGCUUCCGAAAGCUUCUCGAGAGCGCGAGCCAACCGCAAAUGUCCGCGUGUGCGCUCGUGAUCAGCGCUUGAUGUUUCUACUUCCUGUCCCGCCCCCUCUCGACGUCCUCUUGCCUGGCUGUGCUGUUCAUGUGGGUGGAGCUUAGGUCAGUGAGGUAUUGUGGGUAAUGAAAGUAGUUUUGCUUACCCUCCUGCCCGAUGAGAGCCGGGAUGUACGUUUUCCCAACAGUGCGCAUGUUUGCAGUCGUCACUGACGGUGUAGCGGUCCGCUCGCCUGACUUUGGUGACGUUGAGAAUCGAAACGACUUUUUGAGGAACCUGGGAAGGAAGGAAGGAAGGUGGUGUCACUGGAAGUAAAUGGGAAGGAGACAAACAGGAAGUCAACAGAGCCGACGACGGCCACUAUGACCUGCUGACCCCGACCCCUCGUCCAGCAAGAUGUCCCCGACCCAUCGGUCGCCGGAGCGGACGCCGCCGCGCACUUCGUCUGUGCUGCUCCUCUUCGCCUCCUGUUUCCUGUGCGCCUCGUCGUCCUUCCCGCGAGACCUGGACGCCAUCAGCGUGGUGGAGGAGUCCGGCGACUUGGUGAGAUUCCGAAGUCUGCUGCGGGACAACGACACGCUGCGUCUGGGGCUCGACUUCCAGGCGAUGAUGCGAGUCAACCGCAUGCUGUUCAUCACGGCCAGGGAUCACGUGUUUGCAGUCAACUUGACGACGGCGGCGGAGGCCUUCGUACCUCAGAUGAAGUUGACGUGGCGUUCCACAGACGUCAGCAAGUGCGCCGUGCGAGGGAAGAACAGCGACGAGUGUUACAACUACAUCAAAGUUUUGGUGCCGCGUGACGACGAGACGCUCUUCGUGUGCGGGACCAACGCCUUCAACCCGUCGUGCCGCAACUACAAGACGAGCACGUUGGAACAGGUGGGCUCGGAUUUGCCGGGUCAGGCUCGCUGUCCCUUCGAGUCGGGUCAGUCCAACGCGGGAACGUUCGCGGGCGGAGACUUCUACUCGGCCACCGUGACAGACUUCCUGGCCAGCGACUCCGUCAUCUACCGGAGUCUCGGAGAGGGCCGGCCCGUCCUCCGGACCGUCAAGUACGACUCCAAGUGGCUGAGAGAGCCUCGCUUCCUGCACGCCGUGGACUACGGGAGCUACGUCUACUUUUUCCUGAGCGAGAUCGCGGCAGAGUACACCACCCUGGGGAAGGUUGUCUUUUCUCGGGUGGCCAGAGUCUGCAAAAACGACAACGGUGGCUCUCCCAGAGUCCUGGACAAGUACUGGACUUCCUUCCUCAAGGCUCGUCUGAACUGUUCUCUUCCCGGAGAUUCUCUGUUCUACUUCGACGUUCUCCAAUCGCUGACCGGCGUUCUGCAGAUCAACGGACGGCCCACCGUGCUCGCUGUCUUCACCACGCAGGCUAACAGCAUUCCCGGCUCGGCGGUGUGUGCGUUCUACAUGGACGAUGUGGAGAAAGUGUUCAGUGGGAAGUUCAAAGAACAACGCAGCAGCGACGCGUCGUGGACGGCCGUGCCCGAGGACGCGGUGCCCAGGCCGCGACUUCCGAAGCGCUGGGACAGGAUUUUCACUGGGGAAACUAACAAGGUCCACGAGGUGAAGAUACCUGAUCCUUCUCGCAGGCCCGGCACGUGCGCCGGCGACGGCCCGGCCGCCGACGGCCCGGCCGCUGACUUCAAAUCUUCGGUAGACUUCCCGGAUGAAACGCUGUCGUUCAUCAAAUCUUUCCCGCUGAUGGACGACGCCGUGCCCGCCGUCAACCGGCGGCCAUUUUACACCAGGACCGCCAGCAGGUCCAAGCUGACGCAGAUUGCGGCCGACGUGUCGGCCGGUCCGCGCAACGACCGCACGGUGGUGUUCUUGGGCUCCGAGGACGGCCGAGUGGCCAAGGUCCUGGCCUCCACGCUUCCCGAAGACACGGCGGGCUCCAAACUCCUGGAGGACAUCCACGUCUACGACCGCGACAAGUGUGACCUCGGCAUCCAGGAGGAGGACCGCAGGGUUUUGGCUCUGGAGCUCGACAAGGAACACCACGCCUUGUUUGUGGCAUUCAGCAGCUGCCUAGUGCGCGUGCCCCUAAGCCGGUGCGGGCGGCACGGCGCGUGCAAGAGGGCGUGUCUGGCCUCUCGCGACCCCUACUGCAUCUGGCUGCGCACAGGAAGUUGUGCCGACAUGGCGCCCGGCUUCAAGGCGGGCUUCGAACAAGACAUCGAGGGCGACCACCCUGACGUGACCGCCUGUCACGCCGACAUCUUGGCGACGUCUCGUGACCGGGACACGCCCGCUGACGUGACCUACAGCGUCGCGGGCGCCGACGAUGAUCCGGCGUCUCACGUCCACUAUACGCUGCUCAUCGCCUGCGUGCUGCUGGCCUUCUCCUUGGGCGCGACGCUGUCGGGCCUCCUGGCGGCGCGUUUCCGCCGGAACGGGAAGUUCGGCAAAGACCCAGAGGCGCCGCCGCCCCGCGCCUCGUCCCCGCCCCCCCCCGUCGGGCUCCCGGACGCCGCGCCCGCGUUCCAGGAGGACAAAACGGGCGCGUCGCCGCGUCCCAAGACGUACGUGUCCCGCGACGCCGACGACCGAGCGCCCGAGCGAAUUCCUGCGGCGGAGCCCCGAGUCGGCCCGAAACAGCUGGCGUCCUCCCGCGUGCCGGACGGCGACCCAUCAGCUCCUCCCACGCCGAACUCCGGCCCGGAAAGCCGCCGCGUGGACGACCCCGCCCCCUUCGCGGCGGUGACGACGGCCGACCGCGUGACUCCGCCCGUGUUCCCGCCCCCUGGUCGCCACGGCAACCGCCACACGCCUUCGGGGGCCGGGGCCGACGCGUCGGCGGCGUCUGCGCUGGACGAGCUUCUGAAGCACAUCCACCAGGUCAGCGCCCAGGGCGUCGGCGGCGGCAUCAGGGUCCUAACGUCCACCUCCGGAGGACUUCAUCAUCAUCAUCAUCACAGCGGCAAGACGCGAGCCCACAGCUUCAACCGCAGCCAUCACCGUGGCCAUCAGCAGCCAGUCUCCGAGACGCAAGCGCUACCGCUAAAUGCUAACACCGCUAUCCCGGAGGCGAUCGCCCGCCCCCGAGGGACUCCCCUCAUCAAGAUGGGCAGCGGCCUGCCGCGUCGUCAUAAUUUCCACCAGUGGGGGGCGCCGCCACUGCACCGCUUCCUGGUCAGAAUAAACACGAACGCCGACAACGGACCUCCUUCCCCGCCCGCCGCCCGCGGGGGACGCCAGAGGGUGGCGGCGGCCAGGGCCUGCCUGACGCGCCAGCACAGCUACAGCGAAGGAGUGCACGCACAGCGCAGUAGCAUCUCUCAGGCUAACGGCGUGCGUCGCGCUGUCUCGCUCAAGCCCAAAGUGCCGCCCAAACCUUUGUUCCUGCCCAACAUGUCCGCCUCGUCGGGACCGUCCGGGUGCUGAGGCGGCUAAGGGGCCUCAAUGACACACUUCACCUACAGCCGAGGACGCUAUGCUAACGUCGCUAGCAUUAACGCUCUGCCGCCUCCAUGACGCACUUCAAACAGCUAGAGCCCAGGACGCUAUGCUAACGUCGCUCGCACUAACGGCAUCACUGUGCGCUGGAGCCCAACGCGUUACCCUCGUCUUCUGGGACGGUCCAGGUGCUGAGGUGGCAGGGCGCCCACAAAAACACAUUCUGCCCACCCGCAGCGACAGCAAAGGAUGCUACGCUAACGCCUGCGGCGCGGCCUCACGAGCGGACUCGCCCCGCCCCCCUCCAACUUCUGUACCAUAGUGGUAUGUGAAACCCGAGCGGGAAGGGCAGAGCUCCUUGUGCAGCUAAUGGCGCAAAUUAGCAUGCUAAGCUAAUUGAUUUGAAAACUUAAGUCAUCUAAAAAAGUUUUUAAGCGCCAACCACGAAAUGUUUGAAAAUCAAUCAGGAUGUCACUUUGUAUUCAAGCUUUUACUCUGAAAUCCUAAACAGGAAGUUGAAGUGGGCUGAAUGUGAUUUCUUUGGCUGAUGAGCCGCAGCGUCCCCAGUGGCCAUGACGAUAACAUCAACUCGUAGCGUUUGUAUUCUUAUGUUUAUUAACCGGUGAAUAUUUAUGUUAGUAAUAACAAUGAUGCAAUGGUGCGAAUGUAAAUUUAAAGAAAAAACAUUUACACUUCCAAUAAGUCUCAGUUUGUAUUAUUAUUAAAUGUGUUUAGUUCAUGCGACUCAUGCGAGCGCACACUUCAGUUGCAGUACUUUGAGAGGCCACAGGGGGGAGGGGCAGCAUGAACCUGCCGACAUGUUUAAUGCCGCCGCCCUUUUCAUUAUGAAUAUGUACAGUUACUUUUCAUGGAAGAAAAAUUAUGUAAGCAAGCCAGCGAAAGUUAGCUUUAGCACAUCGCAAAGAUUUAGCGUCGGCGUGACUGACAGGCGACCAAUCUGUUUGUUGGUCUGCGCUGUGAUCGAUGGGCGACCUUUGGUUAGCUAAACAUGUUUAGGAGUGGUUACAUGACCUAACCGUCUUCAUUUUUGUCAUCGUCGUCGCCUUCGUUAGCUUAUCACCCUCUUCAUGGUGGGGAUUAUUUUGAAGGCUCCAAAGGGGGCUGUCCCCCU
This is a messenger RNA of Phycodurus eques (leafy seadragon), 5622 nucleotides long. Its product is annotated as semaphorin-6D-like. NCBI's taxonomy places the organism in Eukaryota, Metazoa, Chordata, Actinopteri, Syngnathiformes, Syngnathidae. The coding region runs from base 1485 to 4478 and encodes 997 amino acids. The transcript has 22 exons. Gene Ontology annotation, molecular function: semaphorin receptor binding; chemorepellent activity. Gene Ontology annotation, biological process: negative regulation of axon extension involved in axon guidance; axon guidance; positive regulation of cell migration. The record is from RefSeq and is a predicted model, not a curated record.